AAAAGAUUUGGAUCUUUCUCAAUAAACAUAGAUUUGAGACGUUUUGAUGGACGCAGCUGUAGAAGUCUCCAAAUUAAAAGUAAAUGGUCUCGAUCACUUCCGGCAACUCUUCAUAGAAAAGUAUUCAAAUAUUUGUCAUCAGACUGUCCUGAAACAUCAAGAUAUGAAACGCAAUCAUUUGAUGCCAGAACAAAAGACAAGGAACGUGCAAAAGAAGUACUGUUUACAGCAGGAAGAUACAAGGAAAGGAACAAAGAAAAGCAAUGCAAAAUUGAUGAGCAAACAUGGAAACGCAGGAAGUUCAAGGACAACUGUUCGAAAAGACAGGGAAUCCCAAAAGAUAUUCUCCAGUAUAUUAUUAUCCGUCUUCUCAAAGAAGUACUGGAGGGGAAUUGGAUCGUUCACAUCGUUUUAAUAUGCUCAUUGUUUGAAACAACAAUAGCAAUGUAUUGUCCGGAAUCAAUGAAAACGUUAUCUCCUGUAAAAGCAUGCCCUUUAAGUGAAAAAGACUGGCUUUCUGCUUCCGAAAAGAUGAAAUGCGAAAGCAAAAACCAAACUUGCUGUCCAAAGGAAGAUUACAAAUACCACUGUCUUGUUAAUGUUUUCCAAAACGAAACAUUUGAACUGUGUGCACCAAGAAUAAGAUUAAAUUACUGUCUUCAGUAUGACGAUUAUGGAGCUAGAGUUCAGAUUAACUUCCAUGCUAAUUGUACCAAUACGUCUUCUGAUUGUGGGAAGUUUUAUGAUUCCAAUAAGGCGUAUGAAAUGCCAAAUUGCCUGAAAUUGAAAUUUGAGAAAAAUGAUGGAGAAGCAGAUGUAAAAAGACCAGAAAUUUCGAAUGAAAGUAAUUUUACUGGAUUAUAUGUUGCCAUCCCCACGACCAUAACUUUGGCGUUGAUAUUAAUUUUGCUAUGGAGAAAGACAGUUUUAACAAAUAUUGUAUGUGAUUGGGUUAAUUGUAAAACCACAAGACGGAAUCAUUUGCAGCAAAAUGGAGAAAAUGAAGAAAUGAUCUGA
Messenger RNA from Saccostrea cuccullata (small rock oyster), 1017 nucleotides. RefSeq lists its product as uncharacterized. NCBI's taxonomy places the organism in Eukaryota, Metazoa, Mollusca, Bivalvia, Ostreida, Ostreidae. The coding region runs from base 445 to 1017 and encodes 190 amino acids. The transcript is spliced from 10 exons. The record is from RefSeq and is a predicted model, not a curated record.